AUGGCUACAUGUUCUCAUUAUUGCUCAGACACUGCUGAAGAAGAAGUGAAAGCUAUUGAAGAAGCCAAGAAUAGUGGAAACCGUGCAGCAGGAAGAAAGUACGACAUGACCGGACAGACAGAGCAGGCUGGUGCCUCUCCAGCCGAGCAGCCAGAGGAGGCUGGUGCCUCUCCAGCCGAGCAGCCAGAGGAGGCUGGUGCCUCUCCAGCCGAGCAGCCAGAGGAGGCUGGUGCCUCUCCAGCCGAGCAGCCAGAGGAGGCUGGUGCCUCUCCAGCCGAGCAGCCAGAGGAGGUUGGUGCCUCUCCAGCCGAGCAGCCAGAGGAGGCUGGUGCCUCUCCAGCCGAGCAGCCAGAGGAGGCUGGUGCCUCUCCAGCCGAGCAGCCAGAGGAGGCUGGUGCCUCUCCAGCCGAGCAGCCAGAGGAGGCUGGUGCCUCUCCAGCCGAGCAGCCAGAGGAGGCUGGUGCCUCUCCAGCCGAGCAGCCAGAGGAGGCUGGUGCCUCUCCAGGCGAGCAGCCAGAGGAGGCUGGUGCCUCUCCAGCCGAGCAGCCAGAGGAGGCUGGUGCCUCUCCAGCCGAGCAGCCAGAGGAGGCUGUUGCCUCUCCAGCCGAGCAGCCAGAGGAGGCUGUUGCCUCUCCAGCCGAGCAGCCAGAGGAGGCUGUUGCCUCUCCAGCUGAGCAGCCAGAGGAGGCUGUUGCCUCUCCAGCCGAGCAGCCAGAGGAUGCUGGUGCCUCUCCAGUCGAGCAGCCAGAGGGGCUGGUGCCUCUCUGGCUGAGAGGUGUGGAUGGAUGUCCAUAG
Messenger RNA from Schistocerca gregaria, 795 nucleotides. Its product is annotated as fibrous sheath CABYR-binding protein-like. Lineage: Eukaryota; Metazoa; Arthropoda; Insecta; Orthoptera; Acrididae. The transcript has 2 exons. Bases 1 to 795 code for a protein of 264 amino acids. The record is from RefSeq and is a predicted model, not a curated record.